AUGCCACGAAAGAAAGGAAACAAGGGCCGCAAAGCCACCAAAAACCCUCCCCGCCCCCGUCCACCCUCACCAAAGCCCUUCCAACCCAACGCCGCCCCGGACAAGACCACCGAAGACGGCGAGGAACUCUGGGAGCUCAACGAGGUCGUCGCUUCACGCUUCAUGUACGGGAAGCUCUACUACCAAGUCUCCUGGAAGGGCUGGAGCAAGGACGAAUAUUGGUAUCCCGCCAGUGACUUGAAGCGGUGUCCGUACUUGCUGGUUGAGUUCCACUCGGAUAACCCGAAAGCGGCUGGGCCACCGAGGAGACUCGAUAUUUGGGAUAAGGCGUGGACUGCGUUCACGGAGGAGGGGCUGGAGAAGCAUGAGGAGGAUGAUUUGGUGAUGACGGCGGCGCAGAAGAAGACGUGGUUGGAGGAGUUUGAGGACAUGAUGUAG
This is a messenger RNA of Neurospora crassa OR74A, 438 nucleotides long. RefSeq lists its product as hypothetical. The record is from RefSeq and is a predicted model, not a curated record. Lineage: Eukaryota; Fungi; Ascomycota; Sordariomycetes; Sordariales; Sordariaceae. The transcript has 2 exons. The coding region runs from base 1 to 438 and encodes 145 amino acids.